AUGAACUUGGAUUUUCCACAUUACAUGGGACUGAACGACAUUAGACUUCAGUGCGGGUCUGGUGUUGUGGGAGGAAAUGAAGAGAGGAAGGAAGGAAAAGUGACAGCUAUGAAAAAGGUGGAUCCACUGAUUAACCUCAGCCACAUCGCCAGGGAAACUGAGGGGUUCUCAGGAAGUGACCUCAAAGAGAUUUGUCGUGAGGCAGCACUGCUGUGUGUCCGAGAAAUCAUGGAUUCUCACACGGAGGUGUCUGGUGUUUCCAGGCCUGGACAAAAUGUCACUCUUCACUGUCAGGAUCCCAGGGGUGUAAAUAUCACCCUGUUAGAGUGGAGCAUACCUGAGAUUAAGUCAGACGGAUACGUCUUCUUCUACCGAAACCGGCGCUCAUAUGAAAGCUACCAGCACGAGCGUUUUAAAGGCCGAGUGGAGCUGGCAGACCCGUCUAUGAAAAACGGAGACGUUUCUGUGAUUCUGAAGAACGUCAACGUCAACGAUACAGGAACAUAUGAGUGUCGGAUUAUAACCAGUAAUCUCAGCAGCGGUCAGAGAGUCAAGAGUGAGUCCAGGCAGUCCAUCGACCUCACAGUCAUAGACUCUGGAGAUCCGACUGUAGAACACAAGGACACGCAUGUUUUAAUUAUCAUUAUUGUUGCAGUUGUAAGUUGUCUUAUUGUUGGCGUUUGUGUUGCAGUAUUUUUCAACCGAAAAUGGAAAUCAUCAACACGCGGCAACUCUUAUGAACAUCUACCUGAAAUGUUAAAGAGUUGAUCUGAAAUGUUUGAGACGAUGUGUGAAGCAUUGUUAUUUAGCGAGCAGACAGCAUAAACAGAGCGUCUGUUGACAGCACUCAACUCACAGCAACAAGGGUUCGAUGCACCGCUCCUCUGAUCUCGAGUCACAUUCGGGAGUCAUUUUCUCCCAACAACCAUUAAAAGUAACAUUACAUCAAUACUGUGGCUGCAACAAGCUUUUUAUAGACUUUAAAUCUGUUUAUUUUUCUUCUCCUUUUUUCUUUUCUGCAGAGCUUGAUUUUACCGUGAGAACAGCAGGUAGAGAGGUGGAGGAGACAGACGUAGAGUAGAUCAGUUUAUGUAAGCUC
Pundamilia nyererei is the source of this 1099-nucleotide messenger RNA. RefSeq lists its product as uncharacterized. Gene Ontology annotation, cellular component: external side of plasma membrane. Gene Ontology annotation, molecular function: signaling receptor binding. Gene Ontology annotation, biological process: regulation of cytokine production; T cell receptor signaling pathway. NCBI's taxonomy places the organism in Eukaryota, Metazoa, Chordata, Actinopteri, Cichliformes, Cichlidae. The transcript has 4 exons. Bases 1 to 768 code for a protein of 255 amino acids. The record is from RefSeq and is a predicted model, not a curated record.